GAGAAAUUCAAUUAUGGGCCAUCCUCAGGGUGCCACGAAAGGGCUGUCUUUCGUGAGCGAAUGUGAGCCACUGGUGGCUGCAUCCACUGCCAUCCCAUGCGACCCCCAAGGCCCUCUUCGCCGAUCUCCGCAAGACUCCCACCGACCAGUGCGCAUCCUCCAAUAUUGUGGUGGUCCCGGGGCAAUAAAUGACGGAAGUCAAGAAGAACAAGACCAAAGCCAAGGAGCCCAGAGGAGGAGUUGGACGUUUGACAUUCCUUGCCGCCAGAAAAAUUGCUGGGCAGGACUUGGUACUGGCUUGGAAUUCGCAGUGUCCUUUGCUGCUGCAGGUGGAAGAGCAGGACCGACGGCGUACCAGAUCGCCAGAAAGACGGAUAUAUUAGCAGCACUUGGAGAAGACAGGAUUCUAGCUUUAUACACAGGCACUGCGCACAUGUUUGGCUCUACGUUUGAGGAAUAGUGCCUAAUGCAGGAUUGGACCAACAGGCUGAUGGCGAUCCAUCCUCGUAUCGGAUGCCUUCUCAGGGGGCCACCAGGUGAACCUCGCAAGGUGAUGAGAAUGCGGACCUCGACUGAACAACAUGGAUGGGAUUUCCAACAACCCACGCUGGUGUUGAUUGUCUUGAGCUCUGCUGCUCGGGGCGCCUCCUCAAACACCAAUCGCAUGUGUCACACUUUGUCAAGUGGCCCAAAUCGCGAUGUUUGGCUCUGCCCAGAAUGUGCCUAUCUGCACUGCCUCGUUCUGGGCAACAUCAAGACACUCCAUCCACCACAAUCUCGUCCAAUGCUGGAAGUGCCGAGCAGCUGCAAACCAUGGCACCCUCUUCAAGGCAGAGUUUUCCUCUGCUCUUAUUUGUGAUUUGUGAAGUCGCCUCAUCAUGACCCCGUUGGUGCCUUACAUCCUGUACGACACCUCAUAAGCCACGUUUCUCCCAUUAAUACAAGGCUGAGUGCGUGUGUCCGACUUGUUGCCUGCCUGCCACCGAGUCUACGCCAACCGACCUCAGAUCUGAGCGGUUCAGCUCAGCCAUCGUCGCAAUGAAGGGGCCAAAUUCCCCUCCGUCCUCACCUCCAAGGAUCACAGUUGACACAUCGAAUCUAGCAGGACAGCCUCGGGCGGAAUCAUCGACGACUUGGGUAACAUCACCAAGUCACCAAAGGGGACCUAGCAUGUCCACGCCUCCCCAAACCGCCAUAGACGACAGCUCGUACUUGUCUCCCACUUCGCCUGAGCGCAGAGCGCAAUAUGAUGGAUCAACUCUCAAUUCCAGGUCCGGCUCUGUCGCUUCGGGAGCUACAACGACACGAUUCCGAUCGAAUUCGGGCAUAUCAGCAGCAUCCAAUACUACAUUCUACUCCAAAUCUAGCCUCGAGUUUGACCCCCCAGAAGAAGCCUUACGAGCUGACAAGGGAGACGAGAAGGACUUCAGCGUCCCAAAUAAUCCCUUUGCCUUCUCCCCGGGUCAACUGAACAAGCUCCUCAAUCCAAAAUCAUUAUCCGCCUACAAAGCACUAGGAGGUCUGAAAGGUCUCGAAAGGGGACUGCGGACCAGUAUCUCAGCUGGGUUGUCAGUGGACGAAACCCGCCUCGAGGGACAAGUCUCUUACGAAGAGGCAGUUGCUGCUGGAUCCGGCAAAGAAGGACUUUCAGAUGUCAGCCUAAGCCGCUCAGAUUCACGUGGAAGUGUGAGCCUGCGCGAAGUCAAGGGCCAAUUUGAAGACCGCCUCCGCGUCUAUCGAGACAAUCGACUCCCUGAGCGAAAGCCAGACAGUAUCCUUGUACUCAUCUGGCGAGCAUAUAACGAUAAAAUCCUCAUCCUGCUCACCAUCGCCGCUGUGAUCUCUCUAGCCUUAGGGAUUUACGAGACUGUGGAUGGAGGCUCCGGAGUCGACUGGGUCGAAGGGGUUGCCAUUUGUGUUGCAAUCCUUAUUGUAGUUAUUGUUGGUGCCGCCAAUGACUGGCAAAAGGAGCGGCAGUUCGUCAAACUGAACAAACGGAAAGACGAUCGAGAAGUCAAAGUCAUUCGCUCAGGCAAGUCUAUUCAAAUUUCAGUGCACGACAUCACAGUUGGCGACGUCCUUCAUCUCGAGCCUGGCGACGCCGUUCCGGCGGACGGUAUCUUCAUCUCUGGACAUGGCGUCAAAUGCGACGAAUCGUCAGCAACUGGUGAGUCGGAUCAGAUGAAAAAGACUCCAGGCGAGGAAGUGUGGCAACGUAUUCAGGAUGGAACUGCGACCAACAAACUCGAUCCUUUCAUCAUCAGUGGCUCCAAAGUUCUAGAGGGCGUCGGCACCUAUCUCGUCACCAGCGUCGGUGUGAACAGCUCCUACGGAAAAAUCUUAAUGAGCUUGCAGACCGACAAUGAGCCGACCCCUCUGCAGGUGAAACUGGGCAGACUGGCAAAUUGGAUCGGAGGCCUUGGAUCUACAGCCGCAGGACUCCUUUUCAUCGUCCUUCUGAUCAAAUUUCUGACUCACCUGUCUGGGGACACACGACCAGGGGCCGAGAAGGCCCAGGAGUUCUUGGACAUCCUCAUCGUCGCAAUUACAGUCAUUGUUGUUGCCGUCCCGGAAGGACUGCCCUUGGCAGUGACGCUGGCUCUGGCCUUCGCCACUACUAGAAUGUUGAAGGAGAACAAUCUCGUUCGAGUUCUUCGUGCCUGUGAGACCAUGGGCAACGCCACAACCAUCUGUUCGGACAAGACCGGCACCUUGACUCAAAAUAAGAUGACUGUGGUUGCCGGCACGAUCGGAACGAAGGGGAAGUUUGCCUCGUCACGCUCGGCGGAGACAAGUGAAGCUGCCUCGUUUACCACGAUGUUCAGCAACCUGAACUCUGAUGUUAAGGAAUUGCUCAGGCUCUCUAUCACUCUUAACAGUACGGCUUUCGAAGGUGAAGAGAAGGGCUUACCCACUUUCAUUGGUUCCAAGACCGAGGUUGCCUUACUCACUCUUGCAAAGGAGAAUCUGGGUCUUGACAAUCUAGCUGCUGAACGAUCGAACUAUAAGAUCAAGCAAUUGAUCCCAUUCGACUCGGCUCGCAAGUGUAUGGGUAUAGUCAUCAAACACAACGGGGUCUACCGGCUUCUCGUCAAGGGAGCCGCGGAGAUCAUGCUUGCCAAAUCGGUCAAGACCAUUUCCAGUGUCUACGAGAAGCAGUGCGCAGUUACGGAUUUGACUGCCGAGGAAAGGGAAACGAUGUCCGCCAUCAUCGACGAAUACGCACGACACUCACUCCGCACCAUUGGUAUGCUGUACAAGGACUUCCCACAAUGGCCACCUGCUGGUGCGAGGACCCUUGAAGAAGAUGCAAAGAUGGCCGACUUUGACGAUAUCUUCCAUGAAAUGACAUGGAUUGGCGUCGUCGGGAUCCAUGAUCCUCUCCGAGAUGGCGUGGUUGAAGCCGUGGCACAGUGCCAGCAUUCGGGUGUGGUGGUCCGCAUGGUCACUGGCGACAAUGUCACCACUGCGCGUGCGAUUGCUACUGACUGCGGCAUCCUACGCAAGGACGAAGACGGGAUUGUGAUGGAAGGCCCUAAGUUCCGCCAGCUCUCCAAUGAGGAAAUGGACAGGAUUCUGCCACGUCUUCGUGUCUUGGCUCGUUCGUCGCCUGAAGACAAGCGCAUCCUUGUCGGUCGGCUCAAGCAUUUGGGCGAGACAGUCGCAGUAACUGGAGACGGCACCAACGAUGGACCCGCCCUGAAGAUGGCCGAUGUUGGCUUCAGCAUGGGCAUUGCCGGUACGGAAGUCGCAAAAGAAGCCUCCUCCAUCAUCCUGCUCGAUGACAACUUCUCUUCCACAAUCACUGCCCUCAUGUGGGGGCGAGCUGUCAACGACGCGGUGAAAAAGUUCUUGCAGUUUCAGAUCACCGUCAACAUCACUGCCGUGAUACUCACUUUCGUGUCUGCUGUCUCCAACGACUCGAACCACUCCGUUCUCACCGCCGUUCAGCUCCUCUGGGUGAACCUCAUCAUGGACACUCUUGCUGCUCUGGCGCUCGCGACCGAUCCGCCUACCAAGAAGAUAUUGGAUCGCCCCCCACAGCCAAAAUCAGAGGCUCUGAUUACGAUCAACAUGUGGAAAAUGAUUGUUGGCCAAGCAAUCUAUCAACUGAUCGUCACAUUCGUGCUCUACUUUGCCGGCAUGUCUAUUUUGAGCUACGAGCCGAGUCAGCGGAAAGAACUGGAUACCAUCGUUUUCAAUACGUUUGUCUGGAUGCAAAUCUUCAACGAACUGAACAACCGCCGCUUGGACAAUAAGUUCAACAUCUUUGAGAAUGUUCAUCGCAACUUCUGGUUUAUUGGCAUCAACUGCAUCAUGGUCGCAGGGCAGAUCAUGAUCAUCUUCAUUGGCGGAGCUGCCUUUAGCAUUACUGCCCUCGACGGUCCUCAAUGGGCGAUUUCGCUCCUGGUUGCUCUGCCUUGUUUGCUCUGGGGUGUCCUGGUUCGAUGCUUCCCUGACGCUUGGUUCGCAGUCGUCUUCAACGGAGCGGUCAACGGCAUAACUUUCGUUCUCCGUCCGAUCUGGAAGGGUCUUCAUAUCAUUUUUCAUCCGCUUGCACAGAUCUGUCGCGCCAUCGCACGGUUCACCAGGCGUGCUAUACGCAAGGUCACCCACCGGAAUGCUUCUGAGCAGGAAGACGAGCCAGCGGCGGUUGACGAGGAGCGUCCCUCGACCGUGGCCAUGGAGAAGCGACCUGGUGCCGCCCACGCGUCGAGCGACUCAACCUCAACGGCAGCCACCAGGAGGCUCAGUGAUAUUGAUACGCCUUCACCAUCCGACCGGAUCAGUGGCGCGACAGAAAUGAAAGAUAUCCCUGUGCCCUCUGUGUCGAUUACUGGGCCCAGCUGAGCGAUAUAUCUCCCCAACAGUUCUUGCGCCUGUCGACUGUACAUACGCCCACAUCUCGGGUUUUCAUUUGUUGUCUAUAUAUCUAUCUGGAAGAGUCGGCGUUUGGUUUGGGAAACCAUGUGCGAUAUACGAAAAGUAGCGCCGUGAGACGGUGCCGGUAGGGGUAUGCAUGCGCGGGUCAAGGCUUUUUCCACGAUCUGACGACCUCGGAGUUCUGGAUGGCGUUUGUCGGGCAGGCUUUCUGGUUGGACUAGCCUCUGCAGCUGGUCGCUUGGACUGGAUUUGGAAUGGGAUUUGGAUUCCGGAUUUUCGGGGGUCACAAGUGUGUGUGACUCUGGGAAGGCAAAAUUGUUUCCUCGUUGGAGAUCCCGUCGUUGUCAAAACUGAAAUGUGUAUCGGCUACAUGCGAAGCUGAGGAUAGGCAAGUAUUGUGGCGGGUUAACUAAGAGAAGAAAAAGAAUUUCAAUGUAUAUGCCCAUACUAAUUCAGCUUUCCCUGGCUG
Messenger RNA from Cladophialophora immunda, 5353 nucleotides. RefSeq names its product calcium-translocating P-type ATPase, PMCA-type. Lineage: Eukaryota; Fungi; Ascomycota; Eurotiomycetes; Chaetothyriales; Herpotrichiellaceae. Gene Ontology annotation, biological process: calcium ion transmembrane transport; intracellular calcium ion homeostasis. The transcript has 3 exons. The coding region runs from base 1039 to 4851 and encodes 1270 amino acids. Gene Ontology annotation, cellular component: membrane; intracellular membrane-bounded organelle. The record is from RefSeq and is a predicted model, not a curated record. Gene Ontology annotation, molecular function: ATP binding; P-type calcium transporter activity; ATP hydrolysis activity.